Messenger RNA from Morchella importuna, 981 nucleotides. RefSeq lists its product as uncharacterized. Gene Ontology annotation, biological process: nicotianamine biosynthetic process. NCBI's taxonomy places the organism in Eukaryota, Fungi, Ascomycota, Pezizomycetes, Pezizales, Morchellaceae. The record is from RefSeq and is a predicted model, not a curated record. The transcript has 4 exons. Bases 1 to 981 code for a protein of 326 amino acids. Gene Ontology annotation, molecular function: nicotianamine synthase activity.
AUGCCAUCUAUUGAAUCCCAUGAUCUCUUCCCCGCGGGUAUGCAAGCUGGGAACAGGUUCUACCAACCCCCUACUCCCCCUCUUGGCCCUCUUGAAGAGGACAUUGUAGAAAAGUACAUCAGUAUCAUCCUAAGUCUCUACGCCGAGCUGGCUAGUUUCAGAGAUCUCGACCCCGCUCCUCAGGUCAAUGCUGCUUUUGGAAAGUUGGUUGGACUGUGCGCCGAGAUGCUAAAAGAGGAGGUCGCGGAAAAGAUUGUCAAUGAUCACCGUAUCGUUAAGAUAACUGCCCACCUACGAGAAAUCUGUUCUCAGGGAGAAUGUAAACUCGAGGCAUACUGGGCCACAAAGCUUAGUUCUGAGAAAGAUGUGAAUGCUGAGCUCCUCAAAUUCCCUUACUACACCAACUAUGUGGACCUCACCCGCAUGGAGAUUUACGCAAUGAUUUCCAUGCUCCCCACUAUGCCACGAAAGUUCGCCUUCAUUGGCUCCGGACCCUUGCCCCUCACCUCACUCUGUCUCGCAGAUAUCCUCGAGAAGGAACUACACAGUGACUCAAAAGUCCCUCUUCUGGUCCACAACAUCGAUCGCGACGCCAGCGCAAUUGAGCUCUCCUCAUCCCUAUGCCAAAAACUCGGAAAGCGCGCUCGAUCAAUGACCUUCCAGUGCACAGAGGCGAUGGAGGACCAGAAAAAGCAGGACCUGACCCAAUUCGACGUUGUCUACCUCGCCGCUCUCGUCGGCGCUAACAAGUCGCAGAAAACAGAAAUCAUUGCGGAUGUGGCUGGAAGAAUGAGGGCGGGCGCGCUGUUGGUUAUGAGGAGUGCACACUCGCUCAGAAGCUUGUUGUAUCCGGUGGUUGAUCCGGGUACCGACCUCGAGAAGGGCCUCCUCGAGACUUUGCUGGUAUCACAUCCGUACAACCAUAUCGUCAAUUCCCUUGUCAUCUCGCGUGUCAAGGCACCUAUUGAUGGAACGAUCUGA